Gopherus flavomarginatus (Mexican gopher tortoise) is the source of this 3866-nucleotide messenger RNA. RefSeq names its product RAP1 GTPase activating protein 2 (gene RAP1GAP2). Gene Ontology annotation, molecular function: GTPase activator activity. The coding region runs from base 458 to 3025 and encodes 855 amino acids. The record is from RefSeq and is a predicted model, not a curated record. Gene Ontology annotation, cellular component: cytoplasm; plasma membrane. The transcript is spliced from 27 exons. Gene Ontology annotation, biological process: activation of GTPase activity; regulation of small GTPase mediated signal transduction. Lineage: Eukaryota; Metazoa; Chordata; Testudines; Testudinidae.
UGGGUAUGCAGAGAAUGCAUCUUGAAAAGCACAAUCAGCAACAACGUACCUCUUUGCCCCCUUUUGCUAUAAAUCAUGUCCUGUAAUAAAUUGAACAUUCAGAUAGAACAGUAUCAAACCUUUGGCUUCUGUCCCAUUGUAAUGGUUUCCCAUAGCAGGCCAUAUAGGCAGCUCACAGAACUGUGCAAUUCAUCCUCUGUGCAGGACCUCACUUGGGUGAAUAAGGAUUCUGCAGGGGAGUACGUGUUGCGUGAUCCACCCUACCAAUCCACGUUACCGUGAAGCCUAUGAGCAAAUUUGGGGCUUAAUUCUGAAAGGUGCUGAGUAACUCCUGGGAGGUGCAGAGCACCCUCAACUCCCAUUGGGUUAACUCAGUAGCGCCUCAAAGGACAGACCCAGUUGCUAGAGAGGGCUUCUCUCUUCAAACGUGUAGAAUUUCUGGGGUGUUCCUGUCCUAAUGCUGCUUUGGUUUUGUUAUCACUGUAAUUAUAAUAAAGGGAAAGUGCAUCUUUCUUUAAAUAUUGUAUCAGUAACAUUUAAUGAAGAAAGGAGGAGCCUUCACCUGCCCCCCUUAGUGCUGCAAAGGUUCAAUAAGCAUUUUGACCUAGAUUUCACUUUUCUUCUAGGCGUGCACGUGCAACUUGAGUGUCCCAGACGUCUCCCGGGAGUGGGAUUAAGGUACGUCAAGGAAGGCCGAUUUCGGAUCGAGGAGAGAACGCUGACGGCUUUCCAAUGGCUGUACUCCCCGUACCAGCAUCAUAUUGUCGGCCGAGCUGAUCUGGCAUCACCAAGCAGGAUUGACAAAAAAAUGCUCGCCAGUCUGAAGAUCAAGAAACAGGAGCUGUUAAACAACGCAGAUGUGACUAUUCCAGAUCGGCCUUUAUCCCCUCCACUCACUGCCCCAGCAACCAUGAAGUCUGCAGAGUUCUUUGAAAUGCUGGAAAAAAUGCAGGCACCAAAACCUGAAGACCAGAGAACCGGAAGCCAGAAAAAUAAGGAAGAUUACAUCCCAUACCCCAGCAUUGAUGAGAUUUUAGAGAAAGGAAGCUCUUAUCCCUUGAUCAUUCUGCCCCAGUUUGGAGGGUACUGGAUUGAAGAUCCAGAAAAUCUCAGCACGCCUACCUCAUCGGAUAGCAGCAUCUCUGAAGAGGAAGAGGAAAACCUUAGCCCUAGCACGUAUGGGUAUAAAUUAGAGUGCAAAGCUGAAGCCAAGGCAUACAGAAAACACUUUCUAGGGAAGGAUCAUUUAAAUUUUUAUUGUACAGCCAGCAGCCUAGGGAAUCUGAUCCUUUCUAUUAAGUGUGAAGAGGCAGAUGGUACUGAAUAUUUACGGAUUAUACUCAGGUCGAAACUGAAAACAUUACAUGAAAGAAUCCCCCUGGCAGGACUUAGCAAGUUUCCUAGUAUCCCACAGAUUGCAAAGGCUUUCUGUGAUGAUGCCUCCGGACUGAAAUUUAACCCAGUCCUGUACCCCAAGAGAAUAAAACAAGACAAAACAAAAGAAGCCAUAGUUGCUGGGAACAACUGUGCCUCUCCUGUAACAAUGAAUCUCCCCUCGGCAUCCCAGAUGAUAGUGUCUUAUGAUGAGCAUGAGCUUAAUAACACAUUUAAAUUUGGUGUGAUUUAUCAAAAGUUUAAACAGACUUUAGAGGAAGAAUUGUUUGGGAAUAAUGAAGAGAGUCCUGCUUUCAAGAACUUCUUGAGUUUGCUAGGGGAAACCAUAACACUCCAGGAUUUCAAAGGUUUUCGAGGGGGUCUGGAUGUAAUGCACGGUCAGACUGGUACUGAGUCUGUGUACACGGUGUUCAGGGACAGAGAGAUUAUGUUUCAUGUCUCCACAAAGUUGCCUUUUACUGAAGGAGAUGCACAGCAGCUCCAGAGAAAGAGACACAUUGGUAACGACAUAGUGGCAAUUAUAUUUCAAGAAGAAAACACUCCAUUUGUCCCAGACAUGAUUGCCUCAAAUUUCCUGCAUGCAUACAUUGUUGUGCAAGUGGAGAGCCCUGAGACAGACAACGAAUCUUACAAGGUGUCUGUCACUGCCCGGGAAGAUGUCCCUUCGUUUGGUCCUUCUCUGCCAAGCCCACCAGUAUUUCAAAAAAACACAGAGUUCAGGGAGUUCCUGCUUACCAAACUCAUCAAUGCUGAAAAUGCUUGCUGCAAAUCUGACAAGUUUGCAAAGCUGGAGGACCGGACACGAGCUGCAUUGCUGGACAAUCUCCAUGAUGAGCUCCAUACACACACACAGGCAAUGCUAGGGCUGGGGCCGGAGGAAGAUAAGCUUGAGAAUGGAGGUCAUGGAGGUUUCUUGGAAUCAUUUAAGAGAGCCAUUCGAGUCCGCAGCCAUUCAAUGGAAACCAUGGUGGGGAGUCAGAAGAAACAUCACAGUGGAGGGAUCCCAGGGAGCCUGAGUGGAGGAAUCACCCACAACAGUGGUGAAAUAACAAAGACCACCUUCUCGCCUCCCGUAGCCGCAGCAACAGCCAAGAACCAGUCAAGGAGUCCUAUUAAGCGACGGUCGGGAUUGUUCCCCCGCCUGCACACUGGAUCAGAAAGCCAAUCAGAAAGCAGGACGAGAUGUGACAGUGUCUCAGGAACACAGAAAACACCAGACGGGGGACAUUCUUCUCAAGACAUGAAAUCGGAAACCUCAUCUAACCCUAGCUCUCCUGAAAUAUGCCCCAACAAAGAAAGGCCAUUUAUUAAAUUGAAAGAGAAUGGAAGAUCAAACAUCUCUCGCUCUUCAUCAAGUACCAGCAGCUUUGGUAGCACGGCAGGGGAGAGCGAAACCUUGGAAGAAUACGACAGCGUGGGCAGCCAGCCAUCCACAGCUUCGCCUUUCAAACAGGACGUGUUUGUCUAUGGCUCUUCUCCCAGCAAUGAGAAUCCAAGCAUGGCAGCUGCUGCUACACCGGUGAUCAUGAGCAGGAGUCCCACAGAUAUAAAGAGCAGAAACUCUCCGAGGUCCAAUCUAAAGUUUCGCUUCGAUAAGCUUAGCCAUGCCAGUUCUAGCACGAGUCACUAGCAGGCAACAGACAACAUGAACUUGUAAAAGUUUAUUUCUGUUUAACAAAGGGAAAAAUUCUUCUCUUCCAACAUCAAAUGGGAAACCAUAUUAGCUACACUAAUAGCAACUGCCACGCUGCAUUGUGAGAUCUUCACCUAUUCAGCUGUACCUUUAAGUAAGUCGAGAAGAAACUGCCAUCUUGCAGUCAUAUCUGUAUUCUAACAAGAACCCGUCUUUUCAGAAUGGUAAGCAAGUUGCUCAACUCCCAUUUUGUCUGACAAAACCCAUCCUUGCACUGCAGCAGGAGAUGCAUUUUCCACCAUGUACUUGAAGGAACUUCACCCUCUCGCUUGGUACUCUGAAAUGUGUUAGCCUCGUGUGCGCCUUGUAUGUACUGUAGCUAUUUGUCCUAAGAUGAGUGUUGUUCAUCUUGUAUAGCUUUCACUGGAAAAAGACAAUUCAAUAACAAAUCCUGUUUCCCAUAGGCUUUUUCAUAUUGCAACUCCGUGUCUAUCAAUUUGAGCUAGCAUAUAAUUUUCCUUGUCCAGAAAGUAAGUGGGACAGACAUUCUCUGUCAUUUCAGGAUGUCACUGUGCUUUAGUUACCUAAUGAAAAACAGCUUGCCAGUUUUUGUUUUUUUUAAGGGUGGUGGGAGCUUGUCAGGAGACAUGCACAAGCUCUUUUAACUAUAUUUAUUUGACUCUCAGCUUGGACAGGAGGGAUUUGCUCCUCCUCCUCCUCCCUGUGCUCUGAUUCAUUAGAGGAUUUUGGAGACAAGCAAGGGCAAAAUUCUGUGCUGCUGUAAAUCAGUAGAUAUUUGACUUCAGAGAGGGACUGUGGAUGUGGCCCCGUGCGUGAA